UAAGGGAAGCAACCAGUGUCGUGGUCAUAUGACGAGAAGAUGGCGAGGACUCGAGGGACUAUCAGCAGUGUUUUGUUUUUUCAGUUUUCUGAUUACGGCGAGGUGAUGUAGACGUGUGAUGCCGCAGCGUAAAAAUGAAAAUUGUGGCGAUUUCUUGUUUUGUUAUUUAUCUUUGUGUGGUAGUUGUGACCAAUAACUCUGCCUUUUCUACAUCUGAAGUUCUUUGGUAUAAUGCGGAUUGCAAUGGAACUGUCUAUGAAAACUGUUCAGCUUGUGAAAAUGGAACAUUUUCAGACAACAGCACUUUUGACUGUGGAUGCUGCAGUGGACAAGGCCAGUGCCUGACAAAACACAACUGCACCAGCUGCCCUGCUGGAGAGAAGCAGCCAAAUAGUGGACAAUCACAGUGCAUCAGCUGUGAUCAAGGCACAUCUACAAAUGGGCAGAAUGGCAGUGCUGAAUGUGAAGAGUGCAAACCUGGGACAUAUGCUGAUGUCUCUGGUCUUCCAUUUUGCAAAGAAUGUGAGCAAGGACAUUAUUCCAACAAGUCAGCAGCCAUAAAAUGUGAGCAAUGUGGUCUUGGCUUCUACCAGAACUUAACAGGUCAAGUUUUUUGUGAUGCUUGUGAGCCAGGUAGCUUCCAGAACAACACUGGUCAAGCUUUUUGCUUCCUGUGUAAUAAAGGAUAUCACCAGAGUGAGCCUCAGUCAACUAAAUGUUUACCAUGUCAACCUGGUUCUUUUGCUUAUGAGGAAGGGUCACACAACUGCACCUUAUGUGAACCUGGAUUUCAUUGCAACAACUUUAUGUGUGAAAACUGCAGUGAGUGUACAGAAGGUACAUUUGCACCUGACAUGGGUACUCAUAUGUGUUUUUCUUGUCAGUCUGGAUAUUUUCAAAACAUGACUGGACAAACUUCUUGCAAUCCAUGUGAUUAUGGACAGCAUUGUAGUGAAAUGGGCUGUAAGCAGUGUGAACUUUGUAAACCUGGUUCUUUUGCCAACACAACGGGUGCCUCAUUUUGUAUCAACUGUACAGUUGGAUCAUUUCAAAAUCGGACAGGAGAAACGGGCUGCCAUCCCUGUGAAGCAGGUUUUGAAGCAAAGACUGAGGGCUCAAAGAACUGCACAGGUUGUGUAAAGGGUUUUUACAAGCCUUUCACCUCCCUUGAGCUCUGCUCCCAAUGUGCACCAGGUAACUAUUCAGAUACAGAGAAUGCUACAGAGUGUAAGAUAUGUAAGAAAGGAACCUACCAGGAUAAGUAUGGCCAGUAUCAGUGUUUGCCGUGCGAUGUCGGCACAUAUUGUGAAAAUGAUGGAUGCACUACCUGCAUCGGGUGUCCUGCUGGAAUGGAGGCACAGCAUGCAGGCGCUGUCAACUGUACUUACUGUGUCCCAGGGGACUUCAAGAAAGAUCAAGGUCCAUUCUUAUGUCAGUCUUGUCCUCCUGGUUGGUAUUUUACUUCUGAAGGAGCCAUAGAGUGUAUACAGUGUCCCAAAAACUUCUACUGUCCACAAACAGACAACAGUCCCCUGCCAUGCGUGGCCAACAGUUACUGUCCUGCCGGCUCAACAGCUCCUCAGCAGUGUUCGGCCCCAUUCUACCAGAUUGAUUCAGAGUCUGCAUCAUGUGUCCCAACAGCAGAAUUGAUUGCAUUAAUAUGUGGCUUAGCUGGAGUAUUUGUGGUGUUCGGCACCAUUGCAACAAUCAGUUUUGUGAGAAGAUGGAGGCAAAAUAAAGCAGUAGUAAUACCAGAUCCACCAGUGACCGAUGAAAGUCAUCUUAUUCCAACAGACAAACAAGAAGGACAGACAGCAUAUUAUAGUGGUUUAUAAACUUUUCCACUUCUGUGCUGCACGACCAAAAGUACACAAUGGUCUUUUUCCUAAUUUCUUGUAACUAUCUGUUGUGUACAAGAAGAUCCUGAUGUUUUUGCUAAGGAGCCUAGGAAAGACAUUUAUGUGAAUGGACAUAAUAGUCAAAUCACCAGUCUUCCCAAAAAUUUCAUUAGACAGAUGUUCCUAAACUCUGUAAACAGCUGUUAGGUCUUUAGUGACUACUCACGUCCUCCUGCUGACUCGCUAGGGAAGUGUGAGAUUUUGUGUUUCUUGGUCGCUGAUGUACUUUUACCUAUCUCUAUAGAAAAUUGGGCAGAAUAUGAGCAUAAAGUGAAGAUCUUUCUCACAGAAUAUUGUGCUGCAGUCACUCCUUUAAAAGGCUACAUUAUAUUUUCUUCUCAAUAUAAAAUGUGCAGCUGCUGCUAAUAACCUCACUGGUGAAUGCUAACACAAAGGUGGCUAGGCUUGAACAUGGCUGGAUUUGCUGAUAUUUGGGCAACGAUCUACCAGUCCUGUACCAGUGACCAUUCAGGCACAUUCCUGUUUGACAAAUUAGUAAUGCCUUGUGUCUUUCAUGGUGAUUGUGAUGCUUUUAUGCUGCAAGGGAAGUAGAUUUGAUUAGCAGAUGGUGCUAAUAUGAGUUGUUGUAUGGAACGUUUCUACACAUGAACUCGUAGACACAUUCUUAAUUCACUCUUACACUGUUGGCCUUUAUUUGUGUUUUGUUUCCCUUAGCUGUGUCUCUUGCCCUCUGUGUAUAAAUCUACAGGCUACAGGGAACAUAAUUUCUGUUCUUUACUGAUGCGUAUAUUGUAAUCUGAACAUUAUUGUUACAUUUUAAGACUAUUUAUUCAUGCUUAUUCCAAUAAUUUAGACAAAUUUUCUUUCCAUUUUAUGGCAUCCAGAACAAUCCAGAUAUUACACAUAUGCUGGUUCAGUUCAGCAUUAUUUUUAUUUCCUCCUCUUAGAGACAUAACUGUAAGUAGCGUGAAUACUUGAAAAAUAUUUUAAAAGAUCAUAUAUAUAUAUAUUAUUUACACAGGAGGAUUCUUCAAGCAUCAGUCCAGAAUGAAAUGGCAGACAUUUGAUGAUAGUGGAGAUUGCUGGGAGGGGGCAUUCUGUUGAGCAUUGAGUGAACUUGUUGCAGAUGAGAAUAAUUGAUUCAAUGUACCUCUCACUUUUUCUACAUUUGUUGUUACGCUAGCUUAAGCUAUUGACUCAUGUCGUCAUGUGACCUUUGGUCACUUCUCCAUUGAUGCAAUAACAGUCAGAAUUAUGCAGUAAAUACUCAGGGCACAGUGGGUUAUGCAGUCUGUAUACUGAUUACAAAGCAAAGAUCAACUGCAUUUUCAAGGUGAAAAUCAACACAAAAUAAAUACAUGAGUAACACAAAUAAUCUAGUAAAAAAGUUUAUUGUUGUUGAAGUAAUCAAAUGUGUUUUCUUUGCCAGAUAUACAGAAUCAAACUUUUAAGUUCUCAGUUUGUGCAUUCUCCUAGAUAUGUACCAGUAGCACCAUGCAUGCUGUCUUGGAAAAAAAAAAUAGGAUUAACUUAAUCCUGACACCAUAUGAGAAAUACUUCUCAAGGUACGUAACUCUACAGAGAAGUUAUUUCCUAUUUUGAAUGCAGUCAGUCAUUCUGUAGAACAAAAGGUUUUUGGAGUAGAAAAUUUUCAAAAGAGUAAGUCCAGUUAUUGAUCAUCAGCAAAGCACUCAGGCGCUGUUGAAAGUGGCAUUUCAGUGUGUCAAGAUUUAGUUUGCAUUUUCUCAUGCUAGGAUGAGAACACUAUCCUUUCAUUGUUGUGGUGCAUUGUGUGUUCUAUUUAGGCUGCUGCAAUCAUAAAUAAUAUAAAAUCAACUAUGUUGAUGUCAAGAGGCAGUAUGUCUAUGCGGCCAAGCUCCUGAAUACAAGGUAUAAACCAGGGGUACCCGCUGGCCACAUCUGGCCCGUGAAGGUGCUUCAUCUAGCCCGCUCAUUUUAACCACACAACAUAAUUUCAUUUUUAACAUCAUGAUUCUGGCAAAACCACCAUGUUCUCCCCCAUGAGAUUUUAUAUUAUGUCCAGUGCGUCCAUCGGGUAAGAAAAGUUUGGGCGUAAGCGAUUUAAAGUUGAUUAUGACACAGAGUUUGCUAUUUUUCUGUUGUGAGAUCCUAUGUAGCAGUUUCUGUGAAAUAAUUGUUAUAUAAUGCCUGUUAGUGAAUGAUAAACAAAUGAUUGGUAUUUAUUCAAAUUUUACAGCCAUUGUUGCUUUGUCGGUCAAUAAAGACCAAUUUGGUCAGAAAUACCAAUUUUACCUCUGUUUAUCAAGAAGGAUAAGUCAAGGUUCUACCUAUAUUUUUCAGGGUAAUAAAUCAGGGUCAGUCUCGUUUCUUGAUGACAGCUAAAAGAAAAUUUUAAUUAAAUGAUGAAAAAAACCUCUCAGGACUUACGAUGUUCAGUUGUUGAAUGUCAGGUAAGGAAACAUUACUGUGGUGUUAAAAAUAGAGUGUUGGAAGUGUAAUAGUGUGUGUGUGGUUGGUAAAGACAAGUUGUUAGAUGUAUUCAUCAGAGCAAGAUACUAUAAUUAAGAUUACUGUGAACAUUUGUGAAACUUUAAAAAUGUUCUUUCUUUUGACAUUGGCCAGGGCUUUGUGCAUUUCAUUUCAUUGUUAAAAAUGUCAACACAUUGUUUGGUUUACAUAUGAAAAUUAGUUAACAGUAAAACUAGAGUUUCUCACUGUUUUCUGAUAUUUUAUGAGAUUUCUGCUGCUGUUUGGUUGCAUACUGAGUAAACAUUGGAGUGAAAUGGUUAUAGGUAAAGUUAAAAACCUUAUGUAAUAUGAUACCAGAUUUGUUUGACUCCAGGCUGCAUGAAAAUGGGAAAGCUGUUAUUUUUGUCUCUUACACUUGUUCAGAUCAACUCCAUCAUGCAUGAGUAAAGCUCAUUUUCUAUGCCAUUCGUUAUUUCCUUUGAAUAUGACAAUUCAAUUUAAAAGCUUCCCUACAAAAAAAAGCAUGAGAUACAAGAUAUAUAAAAGAAUUUAGUAAAAAUUUAUUUCUGGCAGAGUUUAAGUGUGUACAAAAUACUCCAACAUGGCCAUACUCAUAGUGUGAUGCACUUUGCUAGCCAGUGCAAUGUAAACCAUAAUUAGGAGAAUUACGAGCCUUUUCAAACUUUUUUGGGGGAUGGAGGUAAAAUGUGAAACCUAUUUGAUGCAAAAUUGUGCAGAUGGCUCACUAAACAUGAGUAGAUGAUAGUCUGAUUAUAUGUUAUACAUAUUGGCUUCAGUUUACAAGAAACAUUUGAGUUUAGACGGCAGCUGGAGAAAUGUGCAUUUCAAAAAUAUGCCUUUCAGCAAAAAUGUAUAAUUAGGAAGAUAUAUAUACACACACACAUAUAAAUUUAAAGAGAGCAACAUAAAAAAAAAAACAAGAAAUGAUGGGUUUUACUUAAAGAAAACGUGACAUUUUAAAAAAGUAAAUGAUAUGUUUUUUCUGUAUUUAACUCUUUUGUUACUGAAAGGUUCUUCAAAAUUUCUAAACUGUCAUGCUUUAUCAUGUGCCAUAUUGAAACAUAUGAUGCAGCUGUCUGUAAACAGCCAUAUAAAUAAUGUUUUAUUGAUUUCUUUAAUGUCAGUAUUGAUGUGGGGUUUCUUAGUUCUUCCUACUUAGGGUGUUGGCAACUUUUAAUAUUUUUUUUUAUCCUUCCUCAUAAACACGAUAUGAUGGCUUUGCCACUCAGAUAUUACUUUUGGUUUUUUUUUUACAUACUUUGUAAUAUAAACUUUGCGAUCAGUUGAUUAGAUGUUCUUGCAAGAAAGAAAAAAAAUUUUCUGUGAUAUCAUUUUCUGCAGAAGAUCAUAGCGGUGUUUUGACAAUUCAUAAAGCACCAGAUCAAUAGGCAAAAUAGAAAAUAUGGAUUUGUGACUCGUAAAGGUUGAUGACAAGUUGAACAUCUUGAAAGUAUUAUAUUGGUGGAUUUUUGAUUCCUUUCUAAUUAGAUUGUAAACUCAUAUUUUUUUCAAAGAGGCAUUAUGCAGAUUACUCUAUCUGCAGCAAUAAAAAAAAACUCACACCUAUUAAGUCCAUCCUAUGACUAGAACUGUGAUGUGGAUUGGAGCAUUUACAGCCUGAAUUACAGUUUUUCAAAUGAAUUGAGCAAGCUGCAUAUCUUUCAUCAUUCCCAUAUGACAUUCUAUAGACAACACAUUUGCAUGUUAUAUUGCAUUAUCUCUGUGUGUGUCAUUGUAAACCAUCAGUUUACUCACAGACCAGGAUAUGACACUAUGUAAGUUACCUUUACAAUAUUCUUAGGGCAUUUCAGUUUUAUUGCCUGGUAAAAGGGUUAGCUGCAUUGGGUUAAUUGUAAGAAUCACUUUUUUGUGCACACCAACUGAUGUUCAACAAAUCAGCAUUUUUGACAUGGUUGAUAUUGCAGAACGAGAUACAGCAAAUGUUUAAAAGCAGGCUUUAGGACCUCACUUGUAAGCUGUAUUUUCAUCAACAUCUAUCAGGUAUCAGGCACUUUUUACUGAAGAUGCAGAAAAGACCCUGACAAUAAUGAAAGAUAGUUCACUUUUGUUUUGAGUUGUUAAAAUUAUGUCUGUUGCUACUCUUUUACUGUUAUAUGCACAUGAUCCUCAGAUUGUAUUUAGCCAUUUCCUCUGGUUGGGCAUGAGGUAUUUUCCUGUCUCGGGCAUCUGUGAUGAAACAGUGACCCUCUGUUCCAGAGUGAAAAGUACUUAUCACCAGGUUACCAUGCAUUUUCAAAGUUCUGUGAUGAUACCUGUGGCAGAUUUCACUUCAUGAAGAAGGCAUUGUAUGUGGGACCAAGAUCAUUUAAGUGUCUUCUUCAAAACAUUUUAUUUACUUAUAUUUUAUAAAAACAUAGAUAGAAGGUGAGGUUGUCACUCUGGUAACUGCAUGUAUUGUCAAGAAUUCUUCUAAAUGGCAUAUCUAUACUUUCCUCUGACAAGAUUGUGUGAAUUGCUUAGUACAUGAGACAUUUUCCUUUAUGUACCACAAUUUGAGCAUGAGCUGUUAAAGUCUGUUAAAAAGGGUGCAAGUGAGUUUAUGGAAUGUUGAAUGUACAAUUCAAGAGAAAGGAAUUGUCUUUUAUUGUUUAGUUGAAUCUAAAAAAAAACAAAUUUUAUCAAUUAGAUCAGGCGUUAAACUUUGUCCACCAAUAUAGUGUUAGUUUUGGAUCAGCAAUAUCUGUAAUCAACAUCAAUAUCAGUGUAAAAGAUAAAAUUACCUUAUGAUGAUGACGUGAGGAAUAAAAAUAAUACUCAUUUUAGAUCAUCAAAAAUGUGCUUGGGAAAAAUUGAAUUUUAUACACAGAAAAGUACACAUUUGCACAUUUUGGUGUGGUUGACUAAUUCAAAUUUUGCGUUUAUUAUUAUUAUUUAAAUGAUAUUGUUUUAUUGUACUUUAAUGUCAUAUGCUUGUUAUAUCAUAUUUAUUGAGGUUUUAUAAAACUGCAUUGUAAUUUUCCUAUUAAAACCAUUUCUAUUGUCA
Molecule: messenger RNA, 7335 nt
Organism: Pomacea canaliculata
Lineage: Eukaryota; Metazoa; Mollusca; Gastropoda; Architaenioglossa; Ampullariidae
Product: proprotein convertase subtilisin/kexin type 5-like
Exons: 15
Coding region: 135-1835 (566 amino acids)
Source: RefSeq, a predicted model, not a curated record